AUGACACAACGGAUUCACCGGUGGAACAUCACCCACCGGCUCGAGAAGCGCUCGCUGCUGAUUGCAAUCAACGCCGUGGCUGGCCUGUCCAUCUUCUUCUUCGGCUAUGACCAGGGUAUGAUGGGAGGUGUGAACAACGCCAAACACUACAUCGAACUCAUGGGCUUUGGGCAUACAGAGGCCGUCAACGGAUCGAAGAACAGUCCCGUCAUCACCGACAGCUUGCUGCAGGGAGGAAUCGUGUCUGUGUAUUACCUCGGUACCUUGGUGGGCGCACUUGCUGGUGGAAUGGUGGGCGAUCGGAUAGGGCGCAUCAGGUCCAUUGCCUUGGGCGCCGUCUGGGGAGUCAUUGGAGCGGCUCUGCAGUGCUCUGCGCAAAACCACGUUUGGAUGAUUGUCGUGUGGGCGACGGAGACGGCAGAGCAUAAGUCUCGCGGUCAGUUCAUUGCAAUCGAGUUCACUCUCAAUAUCUUCGGCGUUGUCGUGGCCUACUGGCUUGAAUUUGGCCUUGCAUUCGUUGAUGAUGGCGCGACUGCUUUCCGCUGGCGUUUCCCAAUUGCCUUCCAGAUUCUACCUCUUCUUCUGCUAUUUGGCAUUGUCUGGCUCUUUCCCGAGUCUCCCAGAUGGUUAGUCAAGACAGGCCGUGAUGAAGAGGCCCGCUACAUCUUGAGUAGACUCCGUGGCAGUGAAACGGAAGAGGAUAUCGCACGUGCCAAUGCAGAGUUUAACGAUAUCAAGCAAGUUGCCGCACUUGAGGAGACAUACAGCACCUCUUACUUGUCGAUGUUUACCGGCCGUGGGUCAGGAAAACUGCAUAUUGGACGGCGCGUUCAUCUAGUUGUCUGGUUGCAGAUCAUGCAGGAAUGGGUUGGUAUUGCUGGAGUUACCAUCUAUGCUCCUACCAUCUUCAGGAUUGCGGGUUUCGACGACAUAAAGAGUCAGUGGAUCAGUGGUUUAAACAAUAUAUUCUACAUGUUUGCAACGUUAAUCUGCGUCUUCACGCUUGACCGGAUCGGCCGCCGCUGGACUCUGUACUGGGGCUCAGUCGGCCAGGGAAUCGCCAUGUUCCUUGCUGGCGGGUUCUCCCGCGUAGGUCUGGAUGCUACCGCAGCUGGAGACGAGGCCAAAGCCGCUUCGUACGGUGCCGCAGCAGCAUCAAUGAUCUUCAUAUUCACCUCCGUGUUCGGCGCCACCUGGCUUACCGUUCCAUGGCUGUAUCCUGCAGAGAUCUUCCCACUUGCGGUCCGAGCCAGAGGAAACGCAUGGGGUGUAGUAGGCUGGAGUGUCGGCAACGGAUGGCUAACUCUGCUUUGCCCUGUGAUGUUCGACGCAAUUGGGGAGAAGACGCUGUAUAUCUUUGCAAUCAGCAACGCCAUAACGAUCCCCAUGGUAUGGGCGCUGUAUCCAGAGUCCAACCAGCGUACACUGGAGGACAUGGAUCUUCUUUUUGCUGCCAACACGCCCUGGACGUGGGAUGCUGAGCGCACCUUUGCUGAGCUCAAGGCUCAGAAUAUGCCUCCUGAGAUUAAGCCAUCUGUAUAG
Nannizzia gypsea CBS 118893 is the source of this 1542-nucleotide messenger RNA. RefSeq names its product sugar transporter STL1. Gene Ontology annotation, biological process: carbohydrate transport; transmembrane transport. The record is from RefSeq and is a predicted model, not a curated record. Gene Ontology annotation, molecular function: carbohydrate:proton symporter activity. Lineage: Eukaryota; Fungi; Ascomycota; Eurotiomycetes; Onygenales; Arthrodermataceae. Bases 1 to 1542 code for a protein of 513 amino acids. Gene Ontology annotation, cellular component: membrane. The transcript is spliced from 6 exons.